Messenger RNA from Plutella xylostella (diamondback moth), 4907 nucleotides. RefSeq names its product limbic system-associated membrane protein. Gene Ontology annotation, biological process: homophilic cell-cell adhesion; synapse organization. NCBI's taxonomy places the organism in Eukaryota, Metazoa, Arthropoda, Insecta, Lepidoptera, Plutellidae. Gene Ontology annotation, cellular component: neuronal cell body; plasma membrane; axon. The record is from RefSeq and is a predicted model, not a curated record. Gene Ontology annotation, molecular function: axon guidance receptor activity.
AACGCACGCGUAUCGCGACGCGCUAGAGAUGCGAUAGCGUACACAAGCGGCAUAGGUGUGUACCCCCGAGACAAAUGUACGGAAAUUUUAGCCGCCAGUCGAGUUUCUGAACCGAAAACGGGACGACGCACGCUCCUUGCCGGUCUCACCGUUUGACAAGUGCCUGAAAAAAGUGCCUUUAGUGUCAGUGUGGGAGUGUCUUAUAAAGAAGAGUUUUCUUUUUUACAAAAAACAGUGUUAACAGCCAGUGUCGUUUUGUGAAUUCAACUGUUUCGUGAAAGUACGAGAUGGAAUUGAGGAGAUUGUCUCUGGUUCUGGCGUUCUUCGCGAUCGCAGCCGUCUCACGAUGCACAGAAGCGAGAACGCACAGUAUAGAAAGGCGAGAAGCGAAUCCAGAAGUGAACUACGAUGAUCAACCACUUUCUGAUGCUGCUGCAGACGAUGACACCCAGAACGACGCUGAUCAAGGAGAUGAGGAGGAAGACGUGAACGCAGAUAUUCAAAACAAAGGAGAGGACUUCAAAGUCGGUCUCGGCAUGACGCUACGACUGCCGUGUGUCAUACAGCCGUCGCCGAAGGAAAAUGAAGCGGUCGCCUUCCAGUGGCUUAAGGACGGAGCGCCGCUGUUCCUCGGCACUCAGAAGAUGGGAGCCCCGGACAGGAUGUCCAUUGACCGGGAGAGUCAGACCGACCUGAUCAUCGCUGAUCUGCAAAUGUCCGACGCCGGAAAAUACAAGUGUGACAUCUUCAAGCAGAACAUUGAGCACACCGUCAUAUUCGAGUUUGCGCCUAAGAUCAUUCAGGUGACAGCCACGAACCGCGGCCAGGUCAUCGAGGGGUCAGACAUGCGUAUAACUUGCAACGUGUCUGGAUCUCCGCCGCCCAAACUAAUCUGGUCCAGGGAAGAUGUUGCUGGAGAGAACCACGGCUUAAGCGAAUCCGACGGCGAGUUCACCGAAGACAGCGUCUACAUCCGCGGCAUCAGACGGGAGCAGGCCGGCAAGUACUUGUGCUAUGCCGACAACAACGUUGGCAAGCCUGCUGUCGGGUCCAUCAGCAUUAAGGUUCUCGGCAAACCCCGUGUCCAUGUUCACAAGACUAUUGUCAACUCUGCAAUCAACGUGGAAGCCAUCUUGCAGUGCUCUGCUCAUGAGGAGCCUCCCGCAAACAUCUACUGGUACAAGGACGGGCGCCGCAUCGAGGACUCCGCCGAGCAUCGCUACAGCAUCACCGUGGACGGGCAGCACUCCAACCUGACCGUGGUACCUGUGGGGGACUCGGACUUCGGGGAGUUCACUUGCGAGGCGGAGAACCAAUACGGCAAACACAACCGCUCCAUCGAGCUGGUGCAGAGCCCCGUGGUGGAGGGACUCGACGCGGAGGGAGCCAAACUGUCCUGGACCGUGCACUCGCACCAGCCGCUAGAGAAGAUACACUUGGAGCUGAGGCAGCUGAAUGGGGACGGAGCAUCGAAGACGCUGCCCAUCCCUAUCCCAUCGCAGAAGAGCCACGAAUACGAGAUCGUGUACGUGAUCGAUGAUAAGGAGCUGGACCUGACUCCUGGCAAGUACGAGGCGAUGCUGACUGUGAAGAACCAGCACAGCUGGAGCGAUAGGACCGGCCAGGCUGUCAUUGAAAUUGAAGGAGAACCGCUCUCAAUCCAGGGUGCUUCAGUGUACCGAGGUGCGAGCACGGAUGGCGCAUUCUCGCUUCGACCAGAAUCAGUCUUAUUAUCAACAGUAAUAAUGUACCUACUAGUGCGGCUUUUCUAAAAAAAAACUACUACUUAUGUAUAAUUUAUUGUUCUAGUUCGGAGCAGAUUAUUAUGUACCUUUACCAAUGUUGAAUCAUUAUUAAAAAUAUAAGUACAUACCUACCUAAUUAAAUAUAUUGUAGCCAUUUUUGUGUGUAGAAAAAUGUGUUAGCUUGGUACAAGUUUAGUGAUGUCACAACCAUUCUGAAUCCGGGAAAAAUACUAAUAGUCUUUUACUAUCGAAUAAGUAUCGUUAAGAAAAAGUUCAACAAUUUUGAUGUAAAAACAAGUUUUUUCUUUAAAUUUUUUUUUGUACUUACCUACAAUAACCGAUACCUUUUUUAUUAUUUUUUGGAUUUUAAUUGUGACUAUAAAAUACGUAACUAUAUAUUUUUUCAUUUAAAAAUUGCAUUUGAUUUGCUUGUAUUUUACAAAAUGUACAGUCGUGUUUUCAUAGGUAGACUACAAUUUAAUUUUAAAUCCUUAUUUUAGGUUUUAAAAACAUCUGACGUAAUUUUAAAAAGCUGAGCUACUUAUAAAUAUGGCAGCUUAUAAUGAUUUUUCCUUUGUUUUAGAAUAUUUUAUAACAAUAUUCUAUAUUAUUUUCUGUAAAUAUUACACUUAUUAUUAAGUAUUUACUAAGUUUGUUUUAAUUUGUGAAGUGAAUUAAGAUUUACCAUAAGAUUCUCUGUCAUACUCCAUUUAAUCUCCUCAACAUAUUUAAUUUUAAUCUACUUAAAAUAGUUACGAUAAAAUAUAAUAAUAAAUUCUCGUCUCGUUAUCGUUAACCGAAAUAUGCAAAUCAAUGUCGGCAAAACUUUAUAAUGUUCAUUAAUGACUGCGCUUUCAAUAAAAAAAAAAUGCAAAUUUUGUCAUCAAUGAUAACUACUGCUUACGGUAGACUUAGAAUUUGUUUGCCAUGUCGGGCAGAUGAGCGAGACUAAGCUCCAAUUUCUCCAUAGUCGGUUAGAUCGUAACCAGGGUUUCAUGAAUUAUACGUCAUCUCCAUAUUAAAUUCAUGACAGAUGUGUCAAAAGUUAACCAGUAAUCCCUUGAUAUGCUCUAACCCACUAUGGCGAAAUUGGCACAAAAAAUUCUCGACCGUACGAUUUUCGAAAGCGCGCGUUGAAAUUCAUGGAAAUAGACUCAGGCUACGGUAUUAUGAAUUUUCUAUGUCAAUUGCAGAUGUCCCCAAAGUCGUGUGGUUGAGAAUUGUCUACCGGGUUCCAUUUUAAGUAGAAACUACCAUUAUUUACUACUUAUUCUUCUAAUGUUGAAUGUACGAUUGUUUAUGUAUCUUACUACCAAAACCUGAAAUUAACCAUGUUAAACAUAGUUUUUCUGUCUUCAAAGUAUAGAAAAAAAAUCACAACCACCUUAUUAACAACAGUUUUAGAAGUCACUUCUCACAUUUAGGCUUAGUUUGUAGAAGGUAGUUUUACCAAAGUGUAAGUAAGUAUCAUAUUCUAGGUUUAUUUUUUAGUUCCCAAUUGUUAUAUUUUGAACUUAAUUAUCAGGAAAUCUGAAUUGAUUAUUUAAAAAUACUUAUGAUUUUCGCAGAUAUUCAUGUUGAAAAAAGAUAUCGUGAUUAAGUUUUGUAAAAUAAUAUAACUUAAUUCAUCAGAAUGCAGCUACUUUAAAUUAUUUAUAAUAGGUACCUACCGAAAAAAAAUACAUUUUUAAAAAUACUUGUUACCUACGUAACAACAAAAAACUUUGGUAAAUAGUAAAGUACAUGCACAACAAAAUCAAGUACAAUAUUUGUUGUUAUUAAGUUAAAAAAAAUGUAUUCACUAUAAAGUGUAUAAACCUGUAUAAUUUUUAAUUAUUUUUUUAUACUUUAAUAAAACGUUAAUAGGUACUGAAACAUAAUAAAUAAAAAAAAAAAUGAAAUCAGUGAAACUUGAAAUAGUAGGUAUAUAUAAUCGAGAAAUCUAAGUUUAGUUUGACACAGAUACAAUAAUAAUUAUGAUACAAUAAUAGCAUAGUAGGUACAUUUAAUCAAAAUAGUAAAAUUAUGAUAUCAAUGAGUCAUUUGUCGAUAAAAGCUGCCAUAUUACAAAUAUACUAAAAUAAACUUAUUACGCAAUGUCAAGUUGUAUCCCAUUUUACAGGUUUAUUCAUGGAAGUAAUGAGUACUUAUAAAUACUACAUACUUCCAUGGAUUUAUUUCUGUAAGUUGACAAAUAUAUAGGUACCUACUAAAAAUCAUUGUCAAUGUCAAAAUAAUUUAUAAUUUUAUUUUUUGUAGCAUUUUUUUUAUACCUUUUCAAAUGUAACUGCCCUGAAAACUAUAUUCAUCUAAUUUUAAUUACUUACUUAAUUGUUUGAAUGUUUAAAUAUAAAUAAAUUGAAUAUGUAUAAGUUGCAGUUCAGUUGCUAUUUACACUUAAAAAUAUUUUAACUGUCAGCUGCUGUAUUCUACCAGUGAAAACUUGAAAUUUUCUAUAAAAAAAACUCUUUCAGGAAAAGUUAUACGUACCUAAUAGUGGAUUACCAUUUAUUUAUGUCUACUUAAUUACUAACUAGUUAUACUAAUUGUAAUGUUGAUGUGCCUGUAAUUUAUACAAACAUAGAUCCAUAAUAGUACGGUGCUUGUAUUAUAUAAGUAAUGCUGAAAUUAUACAACUACCUAUAUACCUAGCUAGGUACACAACAUAAUAUUCUUAGGUACGAUUCUGAAAGAAUAUCCAUACUUAAGGUAAGCAUCUACCUAUCGGUAUCGUACGUAUCGCACCAAACGGAUUGUCAUUUAAAUGUUUGGAGAAAUGGCGUCGGCAAUGCCGAUGAAGUGGACGCACUUGUGUGAAUUUCUAAUACAAAGAAUACUGAAUUCGAAGCGUAUUAUAUACCGAAAGGUGGACGCUUAUUUUAAAGGUACAUCCUCUAUAAUUUUUUCCAAUAAAUGUGAAUUCCUUCCGUGGAAUUCCUUCAGAAUUGUGCCUGAUAUUUAGUAGGAUCAUAAUAUACCUAUAAUAAAAUUGUAAAAAUGCUUGUCUAGUUGAUAAAAUGAUAACACUUUUUUCGUCUUAUUUUGCGAAGUCUAUUUGACUUAUUUUUGACUGUACAUCGGUGCCUUCGGUAUAAAAAUUCAUAGAGAAGGUGAUAUUUUUGUCAUGAAUAAAUAAAAUAUUAAUGUUUGUAAAUAUUAAAA